Messenger RNA from Trichechus manatus latirostris (Florida manatee), 3289 nucleotides. RefSeq names its product hyaluronan synthase 3 (gene HAS3). Gene Ontology annotation, biological process: extracellular matrix assembly; hyaluronan biosynthetic process. The record is from RefSeq and is a predicted model, not a curated record. Gene Ontology annotation, molecular function: hyaluronan synthase activity. The transcript is spliced from 4 exons. The coding region runs from base 230 to 1891 and encodes 553 amino acids. Gene Ontology annotation, cellular component: plasma membrane. NCBI's taxonomy places the organism in Eukaryota, Metazoa, Chordata, Mammalia, Sirenia, Trichechidae.
CUUAAAGUCAUCAGCGCCCCACUGUGGAAUUCAAACCUAAGCUUGUCACAAUUGUUAACACCUUCUUUGACCAGGCUUUUUAUAUUUGACAAUUAUUCUCUCCUGCGCUUCUUUCUUGCCGGCAGUAAAGUUCUGCGGUCUUGGUUUUAGCGAGUACCCUACACACCGAACAGCUCCUUCGAGUGCAGAAGUCCGGGGAAGAUUUCUACCGGCCCGCCGGGUUUGCAGGAUGCCGGUGCAGCUAACGACAGCCCUGCGUGUGGUGGGCACCAGCUUGUUUGCCCUAGCAGUGCUGGGUGGCAUCCUGGCAGCCUAUGUGACGGGCUACCAGUUUAUACACACAGAAAAGCACUACCUGUCCUUUGGCCUGUACGGUGCCAUCCUGGGCCUGCACCUGCUCAUUCAGAGCUUGUUUGCCUUCCUGGAGCACCGACGCAUGAGGCGGGCUGGCCGGCCGCUGAAGCUGCCCUCUCUGCCACGCGCCUCGGUGGCACUCUGCAUCGCUGCCUACCAGGAGGACCCUGACUACUUGCGCAAGUGCCUGCGCUCGGCUCAGCGCAUUGCUUUCCCUAACCUCAAAGUGGUCAUGGUGGUGGAUGGCAACCGCCAGGAGGACACCUACAUGCUGGACAUCUUCCAUGAGGUGUUGGGUGGCACUGAGCAAGCCGGCUUCUUUGUGUGGCGCAGCAACUUCCAUGAGGCAGGUGAGGGUGAGACUGAAGCCAGCCUGCAGGAAGGCAUGCACCGUGUGCAGGACGUGGUACGGGCCAGCACUUUCUCAUGCAUCAUGCAGAAGUGGGGAGGCAAGCGCGAGGUCAUGUACACAGCCUUCAAGGCUCUUGGUGAUUCAGUGGACUACAUCCAGGUGUGUGACUCUGACACUGUGCUGGAUCCAGCCUGUACCAUUGAGAUGCUUCGCGUCCUGGAGGAGGAUCCCCAAGUAGGGGGAGUCGGGGGAGAUGUUCAAAUCCUCAACAAGUAUGAUUCAUGGAUCUCCUUCCUGAGCAGUGUGCGGUACUGGAUGGCCUUCAACGUGGAGCGGGCCUGCCAGUCCUACUUUGGCUGCGUGCAGUGUAUUAGUGGGCCCUUGGGCAUGUACCGCAACAGUCUCCUGCAACAAUUCCUGGAGGACUGGUACCACCAGAAGUUCCUAGGCAGCAAGUGCAGCUUUGGGGAUGAUCGGCACCUCACCAACCGAGUCCUGAGCCUUGGCUACCGGACUAAGUACACAGCACGCUCCAAGUGCCUCACAGAGACCCCCACCAAGUACCUCCGUUGGCUCAACCAGCAGACCCGCUGGAGCAAGUCUUACUUCCGGGAGUGGCUCUACAACUCUCUGUGGUUCCAUAAGCACCACCUCUGGAUGACCUAUGAAUCAGUGGUCACGGGCUUCUUUCCAUUCUUCCUCAUUGCCACGGUCAUACAGCUUUUCUACCGUGGUCGCAUCUGGAACAUUCUCCUUUUCCUGUUGACGGUGCAGCUAGUGGGCAUUAUCAAGGCCACCUACGCCUGCUUCCUUCGGGGCAAUGCAGAGAUGAUAUUCAUGUCCCUCUAUUCCCUUCUCUAUAUGUCCAGCCUCCUGCCGGCCAAGAUCUUUGCCAUUGCUACCAUCAACAAGUCUGGCUGGGGCACUUCUGGCCGAAAAACUAUUGUGGUAAACUUCAUUGGCCUCAUCCCUGUGUCCAUCUGGGUGGCAGUCCUUCUGGGGGGGCUGGCUUACACAGCUUAUUGUCAAGACCUGUUCAGCGAGACAGAGUUAGCCUUUCUUGUCUCGGGGGCUAUCCUGUAUGGCUGUUACUGGGUGGCCCUCCUCAUGCUGUAUCUGGCUAUCAUCGCUCGGAGAUGUGGGAAGAAGCCAGAGCAGUAUAGCUUGGCUUUUGCUGAGGUGUGAUAUAGCCCCCUGUCAGGGCGGGAAAAAGUGCAAUGGAUAAGGGAGGGAAGGGAAAUGAAAAGAUAGGGUGGGAGGGAGAAGGGAGUGAUGUAUUUUAAUUUCUUAAUGGUCUAAUGGACAAAUCUGAAGUAUAAAGAAUGACUACUGCAGUAUGGCCUGGGGCAGCUCUGCCUAGAGGAGGCAAACAAACUCCUCAGGCUAAGGGCAGAGGGGGGCUUGUUUCCAGGCUGCCUGUUGGCUUCUGCACACAGGCAGUGGACCCUAGGAGAGAUUUCCACUUCCUCCUCCUAGGAUCCAGAGGCAACUCAGAAGUGUGCUAAACCAAACACUAAGUUCUAUUCAGUGGCAACUUCUGAUGGGUGAGUGAAUGACAGCUUGUGGGAAGGGUUCUCCUAGUCCGUCUGAACACACCAGAGGAAGUAGGAGAAUUCCCACUGACAGAUCUGGGCCAGCUAGUAAUGCCCACCCCCCUCACCUCCAUCUAGUCAUCAAUGCAAUAAGAUUGUGCCUGAGAUACAAGGCCCAGAGGCCUGGUCUUUGGGCAUCAGAAAACAGGGUCCAGGAAUGGUGCUUUAUUGUGUGAUAUACCCCACCCCGCAUCUCAAUAUCCCAGGGAUCAGCCCAACCAGACGGGUGUUAGCAUUUACUGGCUUUUAAACAUGUACAUAUAUGUAUGUUGAAAAGGAAAGUGUGCCAGGGGGAGCAAAGAGAUUGUGGUGGUGCUAAAGGCCAAGAGCUAUAUGGAGGCCUUGGGCUGAAUGUGUUCCAAGUAGAAGCUGCCCAGACCUAGCUUGUCAGUGAUCUCUGUUGGGGAGAUGUUUUGGUCAUCUACCAGGAAAGUUACACCUCACCAUGCUCAGAAAGGAAGUGAGGUCUCAGGUGCAUACAUACUCCUGAAUUCCUCUCAAAUUCAGCUCUGAUCUGGGUGUAAAACAGCCUCCUUGAUUCACUUCCUUCAAGGGUUAUGUUUCUUUGGCUAACUAGUCACCUCUUGCAUCCUCAUCACAGCUAAGUUUUUCAAGAUAGCAACUGGGGCAGAACCUGCGCUUACAGGUCCCUCUUACAAUAGGCAAGCCUGCCCUCAGCACAUAUGGGAAGCACUAUUAGGAACCUCUGGCCGAAACUGGCUGCAAUCCUGGGACUGCUUGGACAGAGGUUCUUCAGCAGGUGGUUAGCAUGUGUGGCUUUCAGUCUACAGUUCAUGACGAUUCUCUCCAGCGAAAAGCUUUUCAGCGUUCCCUAAAUGAGUCCUCAAACCCAGGCUGCUCACCUUUGAGACUGUCCAUUCUCAGUGACUUCUCCACGGAAUUCUUACAGCCAGGUUCUGGAGUCAUUAUUGCAUUUGCUUGCUUCUUUCCAGAAACCACACUAGGAGAUGAACUGUUUCCUAAAUCCUGA